AUGGGUAUUACAGCUCCAAAAGCCACAGCGAAGACCCAGGCCUCUGUAGUAACGGAGGUUCUAGCCAACGGAGCUCACGGCCUCAACACACCAUGGGAUGAAAAAGGAAACACCAUUACUACACAAUACACCGGCGGCACAUGUGAGGGACGGGAGGAGGAGCCCCACGCAGGCCAGGCCAAUAGCAGGGUAACAGCUGGCUCCGAAUCGCCGCUUGCUCCCCAGCUUUCGGGGCUGCUGGAGCCCGGGGCCGGCCGGGCGGAGCUGGUAGGCCAGGACGGAGCCCUGGGGAGGCUGGCGCGGAGCUCAGGCCCCGGCCGCGGCCUGCGCAAGGUCAGCGGGGUGCGUGCGGCUGUGCGAGGGGACCCGGCCCGGCCCCCGAGCCACGGCCCGGCCCCGCGGCCCGCUGCGGCCUCAAGGCCCGAGCCGCGGCGCUGGGCCCCGCUAGGCCCGGCCAGGCCAGGCCUCAGCCCCGGCCCCUCCAGGCGCUGCCCUGCCCUGCCCGGCCGCAGCGGGCCCGGCCGUGCUGCAGAGGCCGCGCGAAGCCCAGCGCCCCCGGCCCCCCUCGCCCGCGCCCCGCCGGCGGUGACUCACCCCGCUCCGCUCCGCGCCGCGCCGCCCGCCGACGAAGGGCCGCGGAGGCCGCGCCGAAAGGGAAGACAGGGCUCGCGGGAGCGCGCACCGGCUUCCCCCGGCCCCGCUGCCCGCGCCCCCGCUCCCGGCUCCGGCUCCUCCGCCUGGCGCCGCCGGCCGCGUGCCCGCUCCCCCCGUAGGCGCGCCCCCACCGGGCCCGCCGCUCACGUGACCGCGCUGUUUACCGGGAGGCGGGCGCGGCGCCGCGCAGGCGCCCGGCCCGUCAGGGCCCCGCCGCUCGGUGUGCUGGGUCCCGGCCCCCGCCCUCAGCACCCCCGGCGGGGCUGGGGCCGAGGCAACGGGGCACGGCCCGGUGGUGGCCCGCGAAGAGCUACGGGUCUCCGUUGGGUGUCGGACGGGGCGAGCCGGGCGCGCCGCCUGUGGGGUGGUGGUGGUCAGGGGUGCUCGGAUCUUGGUGGUCCUGGUUCCUCAGAUCACAGAAUCAUCUAG
This is a messenger RNA of Cygnus atratus (black swan), 1083 nucleotides long. RefSeq names its product basic proline-rich protein-like. NCBI's taxonomy places the organism in Eukaryota, Metazoa, Chordata, Aves, Anseriformes, Anatidae. The transcript has 2 exons. Bases 1 to 1083 code for a protein of 360 amino acids. The record is from RefSeq and is a predicted model, not a curated record.